CAAGAAUCGCUGUGUCACUGCUGCUCUUCCUCAGGGGAGCUGUGUGGUCUCUAGGACCCAGCUUCCACUGGUGGAUCGGGAUCGGGACAUGUGACCUGGGUGUUGAUGUUGUGGGUGUGAGUGUUUUGGGCAUGCGGAUGGCCCGCAGCCUGGUACAUGGUUGCGUGUAUUGGGCACGGACUGGCGUGUCAGCUCCCCGGAUGGACGCGCUGAUCUCAGGGGCGGUGGGAAUGAUGAAGCGGACAGUGCUCACCUCCUCCUCCGCCGUCACCCCGGCCUCCAGCCUGCGGGCGCUGCGCUUUGAUAACCGAGCACGGCGCUGCCUGCCUGUGGAGCCCGGGGAUGGACAGGACGCGGACGCGGUGCGGUCCCGGCCAGUCCCGGGGUUCUGCUUCUCCCCCGUGCACCCCGCCCCGGUGCACAGCCCCAGAGUGGUGGUCCUUUCCCAGCCGGCGCUGGCUCUGCUCGGCCUGCAGCUUGGGGAGGACGAGGAGGAAGAAGCGGCCCUGUACUUCAGCGGGAACCGCCUGCUGCCCGGCUCCCAGCCCGCCGCUCACUGCUACUGCGGCCACCAGUUCGGGAGCUUCGCCGGCCAGCUGGGGGACGGCGCGGCCAUGUACCUGGGGGAGGUGAUCAACCCGGCCGGGGAGCGCUGGGAGAUGCAGCUGAAGGGCGCCGGGCUCACCCCCUACUCCAGACAAGCGGAUGGCAGAAAAGUGUUGCGCUCCAGCAUCAGAGAGUUCCUGUGCAGUGAAGCCAUGUUCCACCUUGGAGUACCAACUACAAGAGCUGCUUCUUGUGUCACCUCAGACUCCACAGUGAUCAGAGACAUCUUCUACGAUGGGCACCCCAAGAAAGAAAAAUGCACAAUUGUUUUGCGUGUCGCUCCCACAUUUCUAAGGUUUGGAUCAUUUGAGAUUUUCAAGCCAACUGAUGAAUUUACUGGACGUCAUGGUCCUAGUGUUGAUAGGAAUGAUAUUCGGAUCCAGAUGCUUGAUUAUGUGAUCAGCACGUUUUAUCCAGAUAUACAGGAGAAGUAUGCGGAAAGCAAAACCGAGAGAAAUGCUGCCUUCUUCAGAGAGAUAACAAGGAGGACUGCAAGACUGGUUGCAGAAUGGCAGUGUGUUGGCUUUUGCCAUGGUGUAUUAAAUACUGAUAACAUGAGUAUUGUUGGAGUUACUAUUGACUAUGGUCCUUUUGGUUUCUUGGACAGGUAUGAUCCUGAGCACAUUUGUAAUGGAUCUGAUAACAUGGGGCGCUAUGCUUACGACAAGCAGCCGGAGAUCUGUAAAUGGAAUUUAGGGAAGCUUGCUGAAGCUUUGGUUCCUGAGUUGCCUUUAGACCUUAGUCAGAAACUAAUUGAAGAAGAAUAUGAUGUGGAAUUCCAGAAGCAUUACCUGCAGAAAAUGAGGAAGAAGCUGGGUCUUAUUCACCUAGAGCUUGAAGAAGACGCCAAACUAAUCUCUGACUUCUUGGACGCCAUGAACCUUACAGGUUCGGAUUUCACUAAUACUUUCCGGGUCCUCAGCAAGUUUUCAGGAAAUGCUGGUGACAUAGAUGGAUUCUUGAAUGUAAUCCUUGAACAGUGUGCUAGUGUGGAAGAACUGAAAGUUGUCUUCAAGCCAAAAAUGGAUCCAAGGCAACUUACAAUGAUGCUGAUGCUGGCACAGAGCAAUCCUCAAUUAUUUGCAUUGAUUGGCUCUAAAGUCAACAUAAAUCAAGAGCUGGAACGUAUAGCGAAAUCUGAAAAGCUUGAGCAGUCUAGUUCUGAGGACGUAAUAAAUGAUAACAAGAACCACUGGGAAGAAUGGCUUAAGAAAUACAGUGCUCGCUUGGAAAAGGAGGAACAAGGAAAUGCUGGAGAUGGUGACACUUUACUUGCUGAAAGGGAGAAAAUCAUGAAUUCCAACAACCCAGCACACAUUCUGAGAAAUUACAUAGCUCAAAAUGCCAUAGAUGCAGCUGAGAAAGGAGAUUUCACAGAGGUCAGGAGGGUGUUGAAGAUGUUGGAAAAUCCAUAUGAGGAGGACGAAUCAUUCUGUGAAGUUUCAGAGGCCUCACCAGAAGAACCAUUGGAAGCUGCUGCCUGUAGAGCCACCACAGUUCCCAAGAUCCCAUACAACAGCAAGCCUCCACUUUGGGCUUCAGAGCUGUGUGUUACCUGAUCGUCAUAAAGUCCUUGUUGUUCUGAUACCUGAAGCUGAAGAACUGAAUUGUUCUUUGGCACAGAGUAUGGCAACCAGGACAAACCAACUACUGUUAGGUUUUUAAAAUUGCAUUUGGAUGUUAAACAUGGCUCUUAUGUGAAAACAUUGCUUAUUACCAACUGCAUUUACCAAUGUAUUUUAAUAUCCAAAUGUAAUUUGCACAUGACGGCAAACAUAUCAAUUCAGAUUUCUGACCUAUUUUUGCCUGAAAUAAACCUAAUAGUACUGCAUUUAUAACCAUGUUUAAAUAGAAUGCUUCUCGCAAGCAAUAAAACCAAAGUAGAACUGUUAGAGGUUUUUGGGAUUGUUAUAUUGAUGGCUUAUCCCACUGUGUGAGUGCUUAGGCUUCUUCCUAGGCCAGUGAUGUUAUGUUCAUCGUUUUACAUGGCCUAGGUGCAGCCCAAUACCAUUCAAGUGAAUGGGUAUGAGCAGUGAUCCCAAGCACAGCCACUAUCCAAUGGAUGGCACUGCGAGAAGGUCGUAUCGCUCAUCAGUGUUCUGGGAAGUGCUGUGGCUUCUUCAGAUGGCUGAUCGGCAGAAGUGCCGAAGACAGACCCCUGCUGAUCUCGUAUUGAUGAUCUAUCCUGAAGGUAGGCCAUGAAUAUGAAACUCCUCACAUUAAACAUAGUGUCUGUGCUGCAGACAGCAUGUUAUAGAACAGGAGGAGCAAAGCAGAUUGAUAUAUAGUUAUAUGUGACUAGAUUCAGUAUAAUCUAUAUUUUAUCAUUCUUGUUCAUUCUGGGCUUUGAGGUCAAUGAGAUGGUCCUAUCAGUGACUGACAGCCUUCCCUGUAUGACUGCGCAUAGACAGAUAGCAGUCAGUCACUGAUAGGACCGACUCCUUGACUUCAAAGCCCAGAAUGAGCAGGAAUUCAAAUGAAUGCAAUACAAGUUAUACAAAAUCUUUUCCCAGCUGCUCCUGCACUAUACCGACACUGCUAGCAGAUUACAUUGAACAUUCGUGGGGACAGGUUCCAUUUAAAAGGGUUUUCUGAGACUUUACAACUGAGGAUCUAUCCUCUGGAUAGGUCAUCAGUAUCUGAUCUGUGGGGGUCUGACAUCUAGGACCCCCGCUGAUCAACUGUUUGAGAAGGCACACGUGCUUUAAAUGAUUUAAAAUCUCACUAAUGUCUAUUACUUACUCUUUACUCUCCCCCUCUCCUAAACAAAAGAUCCUUUACAUGAGCCAAGGAUCUGGGCAGUCACUUCCUGAUGAUUUCCCUAUGUGAAUAUGCUGCAGAUCAGGCGACAAGCUAGCACAUGCCUAUCUGUUGGGUGACACAAUUAUUUAUGCUGCAUGUAAAAUUAUCAUUUUUGGCACAUUGCCCUGUGUAAACAGGAAUGUGCUGCUGACGGACAAUGAACAUGUAUGGGGAUGAAUAAACGUACUACAGAGGGGAUGAUUGAUGCAUGUAAAUGCAGCUGACCGUGAUCGAGAACGAACAGUUUGGUCCUAAUGACGGCCCGCUGUAUUGGCCGAUGUAAAACCGACUGUCAGUUUACUCCUCCUCCUCUCUCCAUAAUCUAAACCAUUAGUGAGGUCACAGACUUUGAGAAUGUAUAGUUUGGGAGGAGUAAAGAAAAAAGUUCAUAAUAUAUAUACAUAAGGCUACUUUCACACUAGCGUUUUUGCCGAUCUGUCAUGGAUCUGCAAUAAACUCUUCUGUUACAAUAAUACAACUGCAUG
Bufo gargarizans (Asiatic toad) is the source of this 3893-nucleotide messenger RNA. It is a transcript of the gene SELENOO, whose product is annotated as selenoprotein O. The transcript is spliced from 9 exons. The record is from RefSeq and is a predicted model, not a curated record. NCBI's taxonomy places the organism in Eukaryota, Metazoa, Chordata, Amphibia, Anura, Bufonidae.